This is a messenger RNA of Xylaria bambusicola, 604 nucleotides long. RefSeq lists its product as uncharacterized. The record is from RefSeq and is a predicted model, not a curated record. The coding region runs from base 135 to 482 and encodes 115 amino acids. Lineage: Eukaryota; Fungi; Ascomycota; Sordariomycetes; Xylariales; Xylariaceae. The transcript has a single exon.
CAGACUUCUCCCUCGUUACCAAAUCGCAUAUUUGUUGGCUUGUGACGCUAAUAAGCGCAAGUACCGUCUCCCUCUUUCCCUUCCGGCGCUUCCCUCCCACUCACGAUACCAUCGUCGUGGGAGGGGCGACCUCAAUGCACCGAUUUUUGUCCGCAUUCAGAUUAUCCUGCCUGCAUGCCCAAGGGGGCUGCAUCGAUGGGAGUCUGGACCGCGGGGUCGGCAGUUUUAAAGUAGUGUUCCAAAUAGCAAAGGCGUUCACGAUGCCAAUCAGGCCGCACCACAGCGGCCAAUAUUGGAGUCACCGUCAUACAGUCAAAAUCGCCCAACCGGGUGAUACAAGGGUGCACCACGGUCAAUACCUACCAACACACAUCAAAAUGCACAUAGGACAGCGGUGCAAGUCCGAAGGCGGAGCAGGGGAUCGUCACACUCUGCUUACUUCUCGCACAACGGAGCAGAGUAGCGUACUUGGACAAUGGUAGGUUAGGCGUAUAUGGCCUACCAUGUUCUGAAUGCUGCUGAAAAUUGCUAGCAUUAUCAUCAUACUGCGCACGCGUAGAGGAGAUUAUGAACAUAACAAGUGCAGGAUGGAAACCCCAUCGAC